Messenger RNA from Bathycoccus prasinos, 258 nucleotides. RefSeq lists its product with no specific name. The transcript has a single exon. Lineage: Eukaryota; Viridiplantae; Chlorophyta; Mamiellophyceae; Mamiellales; Bathycoccaceae. Bases 1 to 258 code for a protein of 85 amino acids. The record is from RefSeq and is a predicted model, not a curated record.
AUGCACAAAAACAUCACACGAGAGAUAUAUCCAUUGCCAGAAAAACAAUCUCGAUUUCUCUCUCGUCUCUCCAACAACACGCGACGACGGAAGAAAGAGAGAGAGAGAGAGAGCACCACCGGUGGUCGCGCUUUCGUGGUCUCUUUUUGCUCCUCUAUAUAUAGUGUUUUCUUUGUUGGCGUGUUCUUUUUGGUCCAUUUUUGUCUGUUAAAAAAAGACCGCGCGUUUGUGGUCAAUAUUUUUCCAUUCCAACGGUAA